AUGUCUCGUCUUGAAGCUAAAAAACCUCCAUUAUUUAUUAGCGAGCCGUUAGCUGAAGAUGUAGUUGGUCAGUCGCUGUCUCUGCUAAGUGGGAUAUUAAAGUCUUGCUAUGGUCCCACUGGCAGGCUCAAACAGCUGCACAACGGUGUGGGAGGUUACGUUUGUACAACUUCACAGUCUUCAGCUCUACUCGGUCGUCUUUCGGUCAGUCAGCCUGUGGUAAGGGUUUUGACGGCCUCUGUGCAGAACCAUGUCUCCCGCUUCAGUGACUGUGGCUUAUUUACUGCUAUUCUUUGCUGUAGUUUGGUUGAAAACUUUAAGAGCCUAAAUAUUGCACCUUGCACUGUCAUUAAAAUAAGCAGGCAUCUUCUGAGUUUGUGUCUGGACUACCUGAAAUCGGAGGCCUGUGGUUGCCGAGUGUCUGUGGAUUUCAGCAGCGUUGAGACUCUGCUUGGUUUGGUCCGUAGCGUGUUAAGCAGCAAGCCUGCUUGCAUGCUUCAUAAAAGGGAAGUUGAUCAUCUUGCUGUGCUGAUUUUAAAGGCUUUUAUGUUUACUGUUCCAUGUCACGGUGAGACUAAUGCUGCUCUAGGAAAGUGUAUAAUAGUACCCAUGAAAAGGAGAAGAGUUAUGAAUUCUAUGGUUCUUCCCGGACUACUGAUAGAAACGCCAGAAAUUCAAUGGGCAAAGCCACUUACCGUCAGAAGGACUCAUUCAGACGUGAUUAAGAUAGCUCUUUUCUGUGCCUCCAUGGCAGGAGACUGCCUCUUCCCUGAAGAAGGAACGGUGACGGUCCAUCAUGGGAUUUCUCUAGAAAUGGCAGAGCUGAAUCAGUUGCUUAAUGUAGGAAAGCAGCUGGUUAACGAUGAAGUUGGCCUUGUAGUGUGCCAGAAAGUUAUCCAUCCGGCCUUGAAGCAGUAUCUGAAAGAGAACCGUGUCAUGACUGUGGACAGAGCUGGGCUGUCUCUCAUGGAGCCCCUGAGUCAGAUGACAGGUUCCAAGCCUAUAGCUUCCAUACAUGCGUUGUCUCCUAGUUGUUAUGGCACUUUGAAAGAUGUACGCAUUGAGAGUUUCGCUUCAAAACAUUUUGUGCAUCUAAUUCCUAAUGACACAGUUGUCUGCAGCCUGAUACUCUGUAACAGAAAUGAAACGGCAUGGGAUGAAUUGAAGCGUGCCUGUGAAACUGCAGAGCAUGUGUUGCAGCUAAUAGUCAAGGAACCUCUGGCAUUAUUAGGAGGUGGCUGUACAGAAACUCACCUGGCUUCGUACAUAAGACACAAGACUUGUUAUCUGCCUCCCAGCAGUUUUAAAGGCAUGGGCUGUUCUCGUACACAAUACCAAUUGGUUGCUGAUGGUUUUUGCCGUUCCCUGGAGUCAGUAGCUUCCUCUCUAAAUCACGAUGAUGGAGAAGUUCUUACAGACAUGGUUUAUGGACACUGUUGGUUUGUCCCGUCAGGUUUUCCCUCUGUCCAUAACUGGACAGAUUUAGUUUCAAAAUGUGGCUGUGGGAUUAAUGGUAAUGCUGAGAAUCUCAGCUGGAGGCUUUUGCAAGGCCAGUUUGGCUGUGCCACUCUACAGGGCUGCCCCAAAGAGCCCUCGGUAAAGACUGCCGACCGUCUGACGUUGGACUCUUUUGUUGCGAAGUGUAGCGGCCUACAAGUAGCUCUGGAGACAGCCAAUCUGAUUUUGGAUCUCUCGUAUGUCGUUGAAGAUCAGAAUUAG
Molecule: messenger RNA, 1719 nt
Organism: Apaloderma vittatum (bar-tailed trogon)
Lineage: Eukaryota; Metazoa; Chordata; Aves; Trogoniformes; Trogonidae
Gene: MKKS
Product: McKusick-Kaufman syndrome
Exons: 4
Coding region: 1-1719 (572 amino acids)
Biological process (GO): protein folding; developmental process; intracellular transport
Cellular component (GO): kinociliary basal body; cytoplasm; nucleus
Molecular function (GO): ATP binding
Source: RefSeq, a predicted model, not a curated record